AUGGCCUCCAACGGUAACUUUGCUCAACAGGACCAGUACAAGGAACCUGCCGAGCAACAACAAACAGUCCCUGCCACCUCUGCUGCCGACGGCUCUGCUACUGCUGCCGCUUCCUCCAACAGCGGCCUGUCCAAAGACGAGGUUGGCUGGUACUUUGUUGAGCAAUACUACACCACCUUGAGCAAGUCGCCCGAGAAGCUCCACCUCUUCUACGGCAAACGUUCGCAAUUCGUAUACGGUCUUGAGGCCGAAGUUUCACCCGUCUCCGUCGGUCGACAGGACAUCCAAGAACGCAUCAAGGCCCUCGACUUCCAAGACUGUAAGGUCCGGGUGUCUAAUGUUGACUCCCAGGCUUCUUUCGACAACAUCGUCAUCCAGGUUAUUGGCGAGACCUCCAACAAGGCUGCCGAGCCCAAGAAGUUUGUCCAAACCUUCGUUCUUGCCCAGCAGCCCUCGGGCUACUUCGUUCUGAACGAUAUCCUGCGAUAUAUCGACGAGGAGAGCGAUGAUGAAUCUGCCGCGGCCCCCGAGGAGGCUGCCGAGGAGCCCGCCGCCCCUGCCCCCGCCACGGAGGAAGUUGCUGCCCCUGCUGAGCCUGAGGCCCCUCAGUCCGUUGAGGAGGCCAAGGAGGAGACUCCCGCCCUCGACCCCGAGGCUGUUGAUCACAAGCUAGAGGAGGCCACUUCUAAGGAGAGUGCGACUCUGAACGGCAGCGUGACUGAUGAGACGUCUGAUGAGGCUAAGAUCCCUGAGACUAAGACUGAGGAACCUGUCGAGACUGCUGAAGAGGCUGCUAAGGAGCUUGCCCAAGAGGAUGUCAAGGAGCCCGAGAAACCCAAGGACCCCAGCCCUACGCCUGUCUCCAAGCCUGUCGCUGCUCCUCCCGCUGCCCCUGAGAAGCCUGCCGGCCCUCCCAAGCCUAUGACUUGGGCCACCCGAGUCGGCGCUGGUAUUCCCAAGCCCGUCGUUCCUCUUUCCAAGACCCCUCCUGUGAACCAGAGCCGCGCUCCAGCUCCCGCUGCUGCCGCCCCUACAUCUCAACCCGCCGCCGCCCCUGCUACUACUGCCAAUGCCCCUGCUACCGAGUCCGCGCCCAAGGAGGCUGCUGGAUGGCAGACUGCUGGCGUUGACUCUAAGCGACAAACCCGACCUCAGUCUGUUUCCGGACCUCCCCCUACUGAGAAGGAGGGUACCCUGGGAUACGUUAAGUUCGUUACGGACAAGGUUCAAGAUGCCGAGCUUAAGAACGCUCUGGCUGCUUUUGGCGAGUUGACCUACUUCGACAUCAACCGCCAGAAGAACUGCGCUUUCGUCGAGUAUAAGACCCCUGAAGGUUACCAGGCUGCGGCUGCCGCCAACCCUCACACCGUUAAUGGCGAAAGUAUUGUUGUCGAGGCCCGUCGCCCCAAGGCCAACGCCUACGGUGGUGCUAGCUACGGAGGCCGUGGCCCCGUGCCCGGCCGCGGUCGUGGCGGAGCCGAGGGUGGUCGGUCUGGAGGUCAGGGCCCUCGAGGCAACUUCUCUGGUCAAAACCGUGGCCGAGGUGGUGCUGCUCGCGGUCGUGGCGGUGCCCAGUCUCAGAACGCUUAA
Fusarium sp. VM40 is the source of this 1590-nucleotide messenger RNA. The record is from the annotation of a GenBank genome assembly. NCBI's taxonomy places the organism in Eukaryota, Fungi, Ascomycota, Sordariomycetes, Hypocreales, Nectriaceae.